AUGACUAUGGAUGGACGAAACAGAGAAGAAGAACAAUAUCUUGAUUUGUGCAAAAGAAUCAUCAAUGAGGGCGAGUUUAGACCAGACAGAACAGGCACUGGUACAUUGAGUCUCUUUGCACCACCCCAGUUGCGGUUUAGUUUAAAUGACGAUAAUUUUCCACUACUCACAACAAAGAAGGUUUUCACCAGGGGAAUCAUACUUGAACUAUUAUGGUUUUUAGCUGGUGAUACAGAUGCUAACCUUUUGUCUGAGCAAGGCGUUAAGAUUUGGGACGGUAAUGGAUCCCGUGAGUAUUUAGACAAGAUGGGAUUUACAGAUAGAAAAGUGGGGGACUUAGGGCCCGUUUAUGGAUUCCAAUGGAGGCAUUUUGGUGCUAAAUACAAGUCAUGUGACGACGACUACACUGGCCAGGGUAUUGAUCAAUUGAAGCAGGUCAUUCAUAAACUAAAGACAAAUCCUUACGAUAGAAGAAUUAUUAUGAGUGCCUGGAACCCAGCUGAUUUUGACAAGAUGGCAUUGCCCCCAUGUCAUAUUUUCUCACAGUUUUAUGUCAGUUUCCCCACAGAGGGAGAAAAAUCUGGUAGGCCCCACCUCUCAUGCUUGUUGUACCAACGUUCUUGUGAUAUGGGGUUGGGCGUACCAUUCAAUAUUGCUUCAUAUGCCCUAUUGACCAGAAUGAUUGCCAAAGUUGUCGAUAUGGAGCCAGGAGAGUUCAUUCAUACUCUGGGGGAUGCACAUGUUUAUAAAGACCAUAUUGAAGCUUUAAAAGUACAAAUCGCAAGAGACCCAAGACCAUUUCCGAAACUAAAGAUUAGAAGGGACAUUAAAGACAUUGAUGAUUUCAAAUUGGAAGACUUCGAAAUUGAAGGUUAUGACCCUCAUCCAAGAAUUCAAAUGAAAAUGAGCGUAUAA
Saccharomyces mikatae IFO 1815 is the source of this 915-nucleotide messenger RNA. It is a transcript of the gene CDC21, whose product is annotated as thymidylate synthase. The record is from RefSeq and is a predicted model, not a curated record. Bases 1 to 915 code for a protein of 304 amino acids. Gene Ontology annotation, biological process: dTMP biosynthetic process. Gene Ontology annotation, molecular function: thymidylate synthase activity. Lineage: Eukaryota; Fungi; Ascomycota; Saccharomycetes; Saccharomycetales; Saccharomycetaceae. Gene Ontology annotation, cellular component: mitochondrion; cytosol. The transcript has a single exon.